AUGUCUUCCUCUGGUCGCCGUCAGCAUACUCGCAACCACCGUACCCGCAUCGUGCUGGAUACACUGUUGAAGCGGCUGCUGCAGGAGCAGACCGGAGUUCUAGACGAUGGACAUUUCUCUCUCGGCGGGCAGAAUGGCAUCACGCACAUUGUGCAGUAUGACUUCGAAAAGCUAUGCCCACUAUCUUGUGGAUCUACAUUCCAGCCCGAGAUUCUCUUCGAGCCUGUGUUGAUCGACGAGGUGCGCCAGUGUAGGAAUCACCCUUUCUCCAUGCGGCCAUUCUUCGACCUCCCAGAAGACCCGGAGACGAUCACUACAGCGGAUCGCACCGGGCAGCUUUGGUCGAUCGAGUCAUAUCUCGAGCCAGAUACAGAGGGUGAUACAGUCUUACCCCACAUUACCAUGUUGGGGCUCCAGCCCAAGGACGGCAGGGAGAACGCCAUCCUUUACGGCGAGCUGAUUGCCCUGGUCUCUGCUAUGCGCAACCGGGCGUUCCAGCCCAAAGUGGACACCGAAGAGGAGCAGGAAGCAUUGGAAGAGGCUGACGACGAGGAUCGGAAGUCCUAUCCUUAUCUCUUCACUGAAGAGGAUACUUUUCCUGUCCUCUUCUUGUCAGCCGUGGCUCCUCGCCAUGCAAGGAUCUUCUACGGGUGUAUGGAAGGGCGACAGCUGGUCAUCAGGCAAUCCAAGCUGUAUAGCUUUGUGCGAGUGGCUGACGCGCCAAUAGAGCUUUUUGCUUCGCUGCGACUUAGUCGUCCCCUGGUCAGAUGUCCCUGA
Aspergillus aculeatus ATCC 16872 is the source of this 777-nucleotide messenger RNA. RefSeq lists its product as uncharacterized. The record is from RefSeq and is a predicted model, not a curated record. Bases 1 to 777 code for a protein of 258 amino acids. NCBI's taxonomy places the organism in Eukaryota, Fungi, Ascomycota, Eurotiomycetes, Eurotiales, Aspergillaceae. The transcript has 2 exons.